AUGAGUGUCUGGAUUCUUCUAUUGGUGGUUUUGAUUGUUCUCAAGGUUUCAGCCCUGUACAGCAGUACUGACUUCACAUUGAAGUUGAACAGUCAGAUGGUGACUUGGUGCUCAAGUAAGCUCUCUGGAAGCCCAGAUGUUCUUGAACUGGAUGAUGGCAACUCUUGCUUUGCCGAUCCUUGCCUCGACAUCUGCAUCUGUUCCACCUUGCUGGCCGAUGAUCCUGCCCAGGUAGGUGAAGAACUGUACUUCUUCCAGGGGACUUCCAUUCAGGGUGAUUGUGUUAAUGUUGCUGAAGUUGGUCUUAAGGAUCUUGGUCUUCUACUUGAGGAUGAUGAGUCCAACUUGUGCUGUUGUAGCUGCCAACACACUGAUUUUCUCUUGCAUCUGCUGCUGGAUGUGGGAGAGAAGUGUGAGGUCAUCGGCAAAGUCCAAGUCAUCCAGUUGACUCCACAAGGUCCACUGGAUUCCAUUUUUGUGUUCGCUGGUGGAUGUCUUCAUGAUCCAGUCAAUGGCAAUGAGGAAGAGGAACGGGGAUAA
Molecule: messenger RNA, 540 nt
Organism: Pelobates cultripes (western spadefoot toad)
Lineage: Eukaryota; Metazoa; Chordata; Amphibia; Anura; Pelobatidae
Source: the annotation of a GenBank genome assembly